Messenger RNA from Papaver somniferum (opium poppy), 1743 nucleotides. RefSeq lists its product as uncharacterized. Gene Ontology annotation, molecular function: nucleic acid binding; RNA-DNA hybrid ribonuclease activity. The record is from RefSeq and is a predicted model, not a curated record. Lineage: Eukaryota; Viridiplantae; Streptophyta; Magnoliopsida; Ranunculales; Papaveraceae. The transcript has 4 exons. Bases 1 to 1743 code for a protein of 580 amino acids.
AUGGCUCCGGAACGGAAGGCAAAGGUUGCUGAGGAGAUUGACAGGAUGUUAGAAGCAAGAAUAAUAAGACCUGUCAAGUAUCCAGAAUGGAUCGUUGAGUUAGUAGACGCUACCUCGGGAUUUGAAAGAUUGGCAUUCAUGGACGGAUAUUCUGGUUAUAAUCAAAUUCCAUUGUAUGAGGAAGAUCAAGAACAUACGGCGUUCAUAACAGACAAAGGGAUAUAUUGUUACCUCGUUAUGCCAUUUGGUUUGAAGAACGCGGGAGCAACUUAUCAGCGUCUCGUGGAUGAAAUGUUCAAGGAUAUGAUCGGGAAAACCAUGGAAGUUUACAUCGACGAUAUGGUGGUCAAGUCCAAAAAGAAGGAAUCUCACCUUAUGGACUUGAAAAGAACCUUUGAUCGGCUCCGGCAAUAUGGGAUGAAGUUAAACCCAUCGAAGUGCUCUUUUGGACUCACAUCUGGGAAGUUCCUUGGGUAUAUGAUGACACAAAGAGGAAUUGAAGCCAAUCCAGAACAAAUUAGAGCAAUUUUGGAGAUGCCAUCGCCAAGAAACAAAAAGGAAAUACAAAGGCUUACAGGGAGAUUAGCAGCGUUGAAUAGAUUCAUUUCUCGGUUUUCAGACAAAUGUAAGUCCUUUUUCUUAGCCUUAAAGAAGGCCGAAAAAUUUGGUUGGAAUGAGGAGUGUGAGCAUGCAUUUAACGAAAUAAAACAGUAUUUAAUCUCACCGCCAGUCCUCACAAGUCCAAAGACUGGCCAGACGGUCUACAUCUAUUUGGCUGCAAGUGAUUAUGCUGUUAGUGCAGUAUUCAAGGCGUUUAAAGCCAUACUUCGAAGGACGCGACUUGUGGUUUAUACUGAGUACCCGUUAAAGAAAGUAUUAGGGAGAACUGAUGACUCCAGCAGGCUGGCCACAUGGGCUACUUAUCUCGGUGCUUACACCAUUGAUUAUGAGCCAAGAACAGCCGAGAAAGGGCAUGCAAUAGCAUCGCUGAUGGCGGACUUCCCAGUAGAUGACAUUCCAGUUUCAGAAUCCAUACUCGAGGAAGAAAUCUUGCAUGAUACGGAAAGUAUACUGCCUAUCCCGCUACCGUGGGAACGCAUAAACGUUUACAAGAAGUCUUCAAAAGCAACUGGGGUGCAAAUGGGUAAUAAGGACUCGAUGAUGACACCCAAAGGUGAUAGUGGAAUGUGGAAUAUCUACACAGACGGAUCUCAAAUACCGACGGGGCAGGCUGUCCGAUUGGGAUUUACAGCCUCAAACAACCAAGCUGAAUACGAGGCUGUAAUUUCAGGCUUAAAAACUGCUAUUCACUUGGGGGCGCGGAAGGUUAAGCUGAUAACGGAUUCAAGACUGGUAGCAAACCAUUACAGUGGCACAUAUAAAGCCAGAAAUGAAAGGUUAGCAUCUUACUUGGAAUACAUACAUGAAUUAGCAAAGGAAUUUGAGUUGUUCGAAAUCGAGCAAAAGCCAAGGCUAGAAAAUAGGCAUGCAGACGCUCUUGCUUACGUGUCGGCAGCCGUUGUGUCAGACACAACACGGUAUAUUGUAGUCGAAUUCCAAGAACUUCCCAGCACUCACAGCACCAUCGACGCUGCACGCAAAGUUUACGCCGGUGAGAAUAAUUCUUCCUCACUCGAAAUCCCUGAAGAUUCUAUGGAUACCGAUGAAGUAGAUAACAUCCAACCUAAAGAUUGGUCAACCAUACAUUCGUUUCCUGCAAACGCGAGAGCUUCCACAGGAUAA